Molecule: messenger RNA, 1520 nt
Organism: Trichoplusia ni (cabbage looper)
Lineage: Eukaryota; Metazoa; Arthropoda; Insecta; Lepidoptera; Noctuidae
Product: carbonyl reductase [NADPH] 1-like
Exons: 1
Coding region: 33-863 (276 amino acids)
Molecular function (GO): oxidoreductase activity
Source: RefSeq, a predicted model, not a curated record
UGAUAAACUCACAUUAUAUAGUAACGCCUGCCAUGUACGACGUGGCUCUCGUGGUCGGCGCCGCCAGUAACCUUGGCUACCAGGUGCUCAAGAAACUCACUGACACUUACCAUGGGAAAAUAUACUUCACCACCGAAGACGAAACCACCGGAUACGACAUCCUCAAGAAUCUCGAGCGAGAUAACGUAGACCUGAAUUAUCUUCAAAUGGACGUGACCUAUACCAAGAGCAUUAUUAAAGUGAGACAUUAUAUCCAAGAUUCAGAUGAAAGAAUAGACUUGAUUAUCAACGCCACAGACUACGUACAUCAGAAGAGGAUAUCACACGCAGAAGUAGUGAGAAGAACGCUAAGUGUCAACUUCUAUGGAUACAUAAAUUUUGGGAAACUUGUUUAUCCACUCCUGAAUGAGAAUGCAAGAGUUAUCAAUGUUUCUGGACCCGCCGGUUUACUAGCUACAAUAGAGAGCGAGGAAAUAAGGAAUAGAAUAAGCGACCCUAAUUUAACAGAAGAUGAGUUAGUAGCAAUAUUACAAGAAUAUGAACAGGCCGCUCGAAGAGGGACAGAGAAGACUGAGGGAUGGGGUAUGAACGUGCAUUCUGUUAGCAAAGUCGCUUUGAACGCAGUUACAUUUCUACAGCACAGACAAUGGGGUAACAAUGGAAUUGUUAUCAACUGUGUUAACCCUGGUAAUCUAAGCAGUCGGGAAGGAAGAAGAACGACGAAGGUAUUUGAAGAAGGUGCCAAAGCAAUCUUGUACUUAGCCUUCGAAGCUCCGCUUACCAUUAAAGGUAAUUUCGUAUGGAGCAACUAUUCAGUAAUCGAGUGGAACUCUGAUCCCUACGUGGAAGUCACUACAGUGUGAAUUAGUGUUGAUCCCGAGUCGAGUGGUAAUAUUGUCUGUGACAUUAACACUAAUGAUUCCCGAUGGAUCGGAACACCUAUUGUAAUGGAUUCAUGAGAUUUGGUCACGGACUGUGGUUCAUGUGAGGAAUUUAAUUUAUUUGCGUUAAAUGAUGGAAACGUUGAUGGUAAUGGAAAUUAUUAUGUGUGUGUUUGGCACUCGUAUUUAGUACUUGUCUCUUAAUGAUAAGAUUUGUGGAUUUAAUCCUUAAAUUCAUAAUUGUAAUCUACAGAUAUUUGCUGCGAAUUCGGUGAAUAUGUAUGUCAUGUAAAAGUAUUAGUGUGGAAUUCGGUGUUACCUCAGUAUUUAAUUAUUACCAAGUUAUGACUAAUGAGUAGAAUUAAAUAAGUUAUUUUAAUUAUAAUGUUUCUGUAUACUGUUAUGAAAAUAUAAGUUAUAAUAUUAUUCCAUAUUCAAUCAUGUUUGUAUUUAUAUUUGCCUUCUGACCUUUUUGGUAUCAUUGAUCAGAUUUCUGUUUUCAAGUUAAUAAUUUAUAAUUAAAUGGAAAUUAUGUCGGAUGAAAUUUCUCGUAGCCUUAAAAGUGCCCCAGAGAAAAAGCCGUUGAUUUAACAUUUUAAUAAAUGUUUUUGUGUAUACAAUAAAUAAUAGUAGUAUUUA